Molecule: messenger RNA, 3062 nt
Organism: Aspergillus ochraceoroseus IBT 24754
Lineage: Eukaryota; Fungi; Ascomycota; Eurotiomycetes; Eurotiales; Aspergillaceae
Product: 1-phosphatidylinositol-4-phosphate 5-kinase
Exons: 3
Coding region: 78-2633 (851 amino acids)
Biological process (GO): phosphatidylinositol metabolic process
Molecular function (GO): phosphatidylinositol kinase activity
Source: RefSeq, a predicted model, not a curated record
UUUUUUUUUUUUUUUUUGUGUGUGUGAAUAUAUUCUUUUUCUAUCGCUCCCCCCGGCGUUGAACCUAUCUAGCGACCAUGCCGUCCUUCUCGAAUGAAAUCUCAUAUUCGACCGCCACCGCUACGGCUACGCAUCCUCGUCCGUUUGACUCGUCGCAGGGUAAACCGCAUGAUAAAAACUCCAUGGGUAAUACGUUUGUGUGGACAAAUUGGCCGAAUGGUGAUUCAAGCCACUUGGACACCCCCCCGAACGAUCGCCAUCUCCCCAAUGGUAGCACCUAUUCUUUAACGGGUCCCCGGUCGAGCGCGAGCUCUUACAACAGGGACUUUUUACAGUCCAAGGAUGGGAGUUUACAUUCAUUGGGAAACGGUUCCGCUCGCGAACCCAGAGAGAUGCGGCCGUCGUCCAUUCCCCGUCAAUCUUCCGACACGGGGGCGGGCAUCGCCUCGACACCCGCGUCGAUUACGGGCCAGCAGAUCAACGGGCCGUCGCUGAGCCAUCGCUCGCUCAAUGGGGUGCAUAUGAUCAAUGGGGACUAUUCGCGACCCUCGGUCGAUGAACUCGUUUCCUCCAAUUCAGUAGCUAAUGCGUCACCCACACCAUUGUCCACCUCCCAACCGGAUAACGCUGGCCGUCUCUCCCCGGACCCUGAUUACCUCUCCCCCACCCAUAAAGGCGCCCAUCGUCACUCCUCUCCUCCAGUUCCAGGGGCGGUGAAUCGCAGCAACACACAAGACUCGGCCAACUCGAGUCUUCGACAACGACAUACCUUGCAGGUCCCAAGAACAACAAGCGGCCGUCGAAGUAGUCGUGACCAAAUGGAGGAUGUGGCAUAUAGCACCGGUCGCCUCUCCCCAACCGCGGGAAUUCGCCGUCCGUCCCUGAGUUUGGCCCGCCGGCCGACCAGAACGAACCAAUCUGACAUCGAGACAAACCCGGAUGAAGAUGCCGCCCGGUGGGCCGAAGCCAUUAAGCAACGGAGGGCCUCAAGAAGAAAACGUCGCGAUGAGGAAGAUGAUGAGCGGGUUAUUGUGGGAACCAAGGUUGACCGCAACCAUGCCAACUGGGUUACCUCCUACAACAUGCUCACUGGAAUUCGCUUCACCGUGUCCCGGAUCAAUGCAAAGAUGGACCGGGAACUGACCCCUGCCGACUUUGAAGCAAAGCACAAGUUUUCGUUUGAUAUAACCGGCAAUGAAUUAACCCCGUCUGCGCAAUACGAUUUCAAGUUCAAGGACUAUGCGCCCUGGGUUUUCCGUCACCUUCGGGCGAAAUUCCGACUCGACCCUGCCGACUACUUGAUGUCCCUUACCAGCAAGUAUAUCCUUUCCGAAUUGGGCUCUCCUGGCAAAAGUGGUAGCUUUUUCUACUUUUCUAGAGACUACAAGUAUAUCAUCAAAACCAUUCACCACGCCGAACACAAGUUAUUACGGAGGAUUCUUCCUGAAUAUUACAAGCAUGUGGAGCAGAACCCGAACACCCUCAUCUCACAAUUCUACGGACUCCAUCGAGUGAAGAUGGCCUAUGGUCGCAAGAUUCACUUUGUGGUUAUGAACAAUCUCUUCCCCCCACACCGUGAUAUCCACCGCACAUUCGAUUUGAAAGGUUCGAUGAUCGGUCGUGAGGUUAGCGAGGACUAUAUCAAAGACCACCCGAGGUCCACCAUGAAGGAUUUGAACUGGCUCCGGAAGGGCUGUCAUCUUGAAUGUGGCCCGGCGAAACGUGAAUUCUUUCUUGCACAACUUGAGCGUGAUGUUGAACUGUUAAAGCGGCUCAAGAUCAUGGACUACUCGCUGCUCGUGGGAAUUCAUGACUUGGAAAAGGGAAAUGAGGAAAACCUCCGUGACAAGACAUUGCAAGUUUUUCAACCCGGAGGUGAUCGCGAGGAAGAAAUAAACCCGAACAUGUUAAUGCGCACGCCUUCAAAACUGGAGAACGAACGCAAGGCCCGUGAGCUUCGAAUGUUGAUCAAGAAGGAGCGCCCUGUGCCUCUGGACAAGGCGGCUGCCAAAAUGCCGGAUGAGAUUCUGGACGAAAGGAAGUUCCAUGUCUUCUACUCGGAUGAUGGGGGAUUCCGCGCCACUCAUGAGAACGGCCAACCUGGCCAAGAGAUCUACUAUCUCGGGAUUAUCGACUGUCUAACCCAUUACGGCACGGUGAAGAAAAUCGAGAAUUUCUUCAAAGGCCUUGCCAACGAUCGAACUCAGAUCUCUCCCAUCCCACCCGAAGGCUAUGGGGACCGAUUUAUCAACUUUAUCAAGAGAAUUACCAUGUCUAAAGAAGAAGCAGAACGACAGCAAGACUCCCAAGCGUUGCGCGAAGCUUCCACAGAAUACGCCGGUCCGAACGAGCACUCUAUCCCCAUGACGGAAAGAGAAGCACCAAGAAACAUUCCAAGGUCCCCCUCGAUGGGCCCGGAGUCAUUGGAUCUCGCUGGACCCACGACAACGCUCCCGAUUGUGGACGAGGCUGGAGAGGCCAGCAGUCUCGGUGGACACAGUCAACACAGUCGACGAUGUCCUUCCCCGCGCCUAGACAAGGCGCUACCACCGCCGCCAGAUCAUCAUGAUCCGCGUCUUCAGAAGCAGAACGGGUCACUUCGGAAUGGGCAAAACUUCUUGAUCUCUGCUUGAUAAUCCAAGUCGCACGAUGCUACUUACCGUGAAUAAAUACCUCCUUGUCGCUCUAAUUCUUGUCGAUUCUGAUGAUAUCCUCAUUCGCAAUGUUUUCUUUCCUCAUCAUACCCACGGGCAUGCGCUCUAUAUCUUCCAUACCCACGCAAUGAACGCAUCUCAAUAUUCCACCUUUUUUGAAAGUCAUAAUCUCAUGUCUCCACGAUUGAUGCGAACCAAUUUUUUUUUGUACUAUCGGACACACCCUGGCCCCCCUCCCUCCCCCCUUCAUCAGGACGGUGGAUUUUUUUUUUCCAGGAUGAUUUACAGCCUUCAUUUCAGAUUGGCUAAAAUAUCUUGGUCCCCGUGUUAUCCUCAAAACUUGACUUUCAUUCCAGUAUGCCUAUUGAGGAUGUCAAUCCCCACCUUUUUUUUUUUUUUUUUUUUUUU